AUGGCGCAGGACACCCCUAGCGGGGCUCCUAGCGGGGCUGGCGAGGAGCAAGGCGAGCGCGCGGGGGAGGGGAAGGGCACGCACGCGCGGAUGGGCGCGGACGGGUGCUUCGUGCUGCGCACGGGCGCGUCGAUGCCCGCCAUCGGGCUGGGCACGUGGCUGGAGGGCGACGGCGGCGAGCAGACGCAGGAGGCGGUGCGCGUGGCGCUGCAGUGCGGGUACCGCAGCAUCGACUGCGCGCACCUGUACGGCACGGAGAUGGCGGUGGGGCGCGCGCUGGCGGAGGCGUUCAGCGCGGGCGUGUGCACGCGGGACGACGUGUUCCUGGCGUCCAAGGUCUGGUGCACCACCUCCAACGCCAGCCGCGUCCUCCAGGCGUGCGAGCGGGCGUUGAAGAACCUGUGCGUGGCGCAGCUGGACCUGUUCCUGCUCUCCUGGCCGCUCGCCUCGCCGCUCAACCGCACGCCCGCCGACGCCACGGACCCGCCCGUAUCGUCCCCACGGCGCGGGCAGGUGUCGCUGAACGUGGCGGAGCUGUGGGCGGGCAUGGAGCAGCUGGUGGCUAGCGGGCGCGUGAAGGCCAUCGGCGUGGCCAACUUCAGCGCGCCCAUGGUGCUGGACCUGCUGCAGCAUGCCCACGUGCAACCCGCCGUCGUGCAGGCGGAGAUCCAUCCACUGUGGCGGCAGGAGCAGCUGCUGUCAGUGUGCCAUGCGAAUGGCAUCCACGUGUCCGCACACACGCCACUGGGCACACCGGGGGUGGCACCGCUGGCACUGUCGUCACAGGAGCAGGCGGAGAUGAACCUCUGGAGUGUGCCCGCCCCCGCUGGCAAGGGGCGCUCGCGCACCGUGCAUGGGCCCAUGCUGCGCCACUAUGCCGUGCAGGACGUGGCUCAGCAGCAUGGCAAGACACCCGCCCAGGUGAUCCUGCGGUGGGCGCUGCAGCGUGGCACGAGUGUGCUGCCGGUGAGUGUGAGGGAGCAGCGCAUCCGCUCCAACUACGACCUGCUCCACUGGUCGCUCACAGACGAGGAGUGGGAUCGCAUCAGUGCCAUCGAGCCGCAGAUCCCGCUGCUUGGUCCCUGCCUCGCCCCCGUCUCGUCGCUGCCCAACAGCACCAGCACCAGUGGCCGCCCUGAGACGUUCCAAGAAGAGGAGGAGGAGGUGGCUGGGGAGGAGGGCGAUAAGGGCAAGGAGGGCCAGGGUUAA
Molecule: messenger RNA, 1209 nt
Organism: Closterium sp. NIES-65
Lineage: Eukaryota; Viridiplantae; Streptophyta; Zygnematophyceae; Desmidiales; Closteriaceae
Source: the annotation of a GenBank genome assembly